This is a messenger RNA of Trypanosoma cruzi, 540 nucleotides long. RefSeq lists its product as uncharacterized. The transcript has a single exon. The coding region runs from base 1 to 540 and encodes 179 amino acids. The record is from RefSeq and is a predicted model, not a curated record. Lineage: Eukaryota; Euglenozoa; Kinetoplastea; Trypanosomatida; Trypanosomatidae.
AUGCGGUUUUCACUCUUCACCGCAUGCGUCUAUUCGGGGGCCCGACGACAGACACCGCUGCAGUCCUGGUGCCGGUACCACGGGCAGGAUGCAUGCAGACAACAGCGUUUUUACACGCUCGGUGAGUAUUUGCAGCGGCUUCCGCGUGGUAUUCGUGAUUUGUUAUUAUGGUCACCGGCCAUCGCGGCGGCUUAUUUCAUGCUGUACAAACAGGCGGUGUACUUUCUUCCCUCCAUGGGACGUCAGCUGUUAAGCCGCCCAAUCACUCCCGCCACCGAGUCCAGCAACCGGAGUACGGAUAAGGCGCAGGGAAGCGGUGAACUGCGGGCUGUGAAGGUCCGCAUGGACGAUGCGUGUGGGAGUGUCGUGGAUGGGUUGCUUCUCCCGCUGGUGGACCGCGAGGAGGAGGCGGCCGUUGCAUCGUCAUCAUUAUCCCCGCCUAUUCCGCCGUUUUCUACGGGGGCCAUGAUGGAUGCAAUGCCGCUUCGGGCUGUACGCGACGUGGAUACGGGCAAAGUCUCUGGCUACACACGGCUGUAG